Molecule: messenger RNA, 408 nt
Organism: Ambispora leptoticha
Lineage: Eukaryota; Fungi; Glomeromycota; Glomeromycetes; Archaeosporales; Ambisporaceae
Source: the annotation of a GenBank genome assembly
AUGGGACUACUUUCAAUCGUAUUCUCAAUAUUAGCAUUCCACUACGAAAGAGAUCUAUGUCGGAUGCUGACUAAGCAACAAGAUAUUGAAGAAUGUAUGAAAGUUUAUAUACAGACUGUUUUGUCUACAACGAUCUUCUUAGGAAUAUCUACUUUAUUUCAGGUUCAUUUCUGUCUCGCUAUAUGGACUUAUUAUCAGAAACUUCGCAUCGAACAUGAUAGAAUCGUUCCUGAUGCUCGCUACAGUUAUGCUCCACCAAAUCUUGCAAACGUUAUUCCUCCCCCUACUUAUGGCUCAAUUCCUGUACCUGUGACGAUCAUCGGAUUACCUUCAUCAACCGAUUUGGAAGCAUCUUUAGGAAUUCCUGGUCGUUACCAUCACAAAUUACGCAUUGAAGGAAUGGAUUGA